AUGGAACUGGGGACGCCGAACUCGUCGACCUCGCCAUGUGCAAUAUUAGAGCAGGAAAAGAAUACCGAGCCCUCGAGCUCUCCGCCCCUGACGGUGGAGCAGGAAAGGAGGCCGGAUGUGCCGUGGUCGCUAUAUGUGACGUUGGGGUUAGGCACGCCGUACGGGUCGGACUCGCCACCUGAGACGGUGGAGCAAGAAGAUAGACCGGAUGCGUUGCGGUUGAGAUAUGUGACCCUGGGGCUGGGUACACCAUACUCAUGGGAUCCCCCAUCUGAAACGGUGGAGCAGGAAAACAGACUGGAAACGACAAGCGCGCCAUUUGCAGCGGCCGAGGAGGAAAAGGCGCCAAAUCCGUCGAGCUCGCCACCCUUGACGGUGGAACAAGAGGAGGAAUCGGAGGCAUCGGAACCGGUAUAUGUGGUGCUGGGGUUGGGGACACCAGAGCCGUCGGGCUCACCAUCUGCAAUGGCGGAGCAGAUAAAGACGCUAGAAAUAUCACAACCACCAUCUGCGACGCCGGAGCGGGAAGAGGUACCGGAGGACUCAGCGUCACCAUCUACGAUAGAAACGACAACGGAGACGUCGAGUUUGUCGUCUCCGCCGGCUUCGUCGCCCUCGUCUCCGGAAUGGGAGCCGUAG
Molecule: messenger RNA, 639 nt
Organism: Chaetomium fimeti
Lineage: Eukaryota; Fungi; Ascomycota; Sordariomycetes; Sordariales; Chaetomiaceae
Exons: 1
Coding region: 1-639 (212 amino acids)
Source: RefSeq, a predicted model, not a curated record